CUGUACUUUUGUUUUAUGGAAUUUAUAAAGCAGUAUUUUUGUUUUUUGCCCCCUACAACAUCUAAUUUCCUCUCGCCUGCAUUUGCAUAAAGCUGUAUUUUUGUGUUAUGCCCCUUGUAAAAUCCAAUCUUCCUUAGGUCUACAGUUAUUAUAAAAUCUCAUUCCACUCACAAUUUUGAAGCACAAAACUUUAGUCUUUCUUACUUUAAUUCAUCAGUAAGAAGGCAGCAUGGAGAAGAUUUCAGAAACAGCUGGUCAGGUCAUAAGAUGCAAAGCUGCGGUUGCUUGGGAAGCCGGGAAACCACUGGUGAUUGAGGAUAUAGAGGUGGCGCCUCCAGAAGCAAUGGAAGUCCGUGUGAAGAUACUUUACACUUCCCUUUGCCACUCGGAUGUGUACUUCUGGGAAGCUAAGGAUCAGUUACCAAUUUUUCCUAGGAUCUUCGGCCAUGAAGCAGGAGGGAUUGUAGAAAGUGUUGGGAAGGGUGUUACAGAUCUGGCACCAGGAGAUGUAGUGUUGCCAAUAUUUACAGGUGAGUGCGGGGAGUGCGUUGAUUGCAAAUCAGAGGAGAGCAACUUAUGCAGGCUUUUAAGGGUAUUUCCUGACAGGGAAGUUAUGAUUAGUGAUGGAAAGUCCAGGUUCUCAAUCAAUGGAAAGACAAUAUACCAUUUUCUAGGCUCCACCUUUAGUCAAUACACUGUUGUUCCUGCUGGUUGCAUUGCUAAGAUCAAUCCUCUAGCUCCCUUGGAGAAGGUUUUUAUUCUUGGUUGUGGCAUUUCAACAGGUUUUGGUGCUGUCCUCAAUGUUGCAAAACCAUUCAAGGGUUCGACGGUGGCCAUUUUUGGCUUGGGUACUAUCGGCCUUGCCGCGGCCGAAGGUGCUCGAUUGUCUAAGGCUUCCAGGAUUAUUGGCAUUGAUAUAAAUCCUAAGAAGUUUGAUCAGGCAAAAAAGUUUGGAGUCAUGGAGUUCGUUAAUCCAAAAGACUAUGACAAACCUAUUCAAGAGAUACUUGUUGAAAUGACCGAUGGAGGAGUUGAUAGAAGCAUUGAGUGCACUGGUAAUGUGGAUGCCAUGGUGGCUGCUUUUGAAUGUGUUCGAAGUGGCUGGGGUGUUGCUGUCUUGGUUGGUUUACCACCUAAAAAUGCAGUGUUAAAGUUAAACCCUGCACAUUUCAUGAUGGAUUCAAAGGCUAUCAAGGGUACUACAUUUGGAGACUACAAACCUCGUUCUGAUUUGCCCAUACUUGUUGAGAAAUGCAUGAACAAGGAGCUAGAAUUGGAGAAGUUCCUAACUCAUGAUGUGCAAUUCUCUGACAUCAGCAAGGCUUUUGAAUACUUGCACAAAGGUGAAAGUCUUCGCUGCAGAAUCCGUAUGGAUGCCUAAAGACAAAAGCUGUGAUCAACAGCAAAUCAAUAAACCUUUUUAUUUGUAAACAUGAGAAAAUAAAGUUUUAUCAUCUUAAAAGGUACUCUGGGUUGCAUAGCAGAUCAGUGAGUACAUGAUGAUGCGUCAAUAAAGAGGGGUUAGAGCAAAUAGAGUUACCAGAUCGGAAAACUCAUUGGGGCAAAACCAAGCCAAUGGGGGCAUAUGCAAUGACUUGAUUAUUAAUUUUGAUUCUUUUUGAAUCUAUAAUUUGUGGAGCUUGAAAGAUCAAUGGAUUGAUUAAUAUAAUGAAUUGCCUAUUUGUAUGAUCGGCAUUUGUUUAUUUGUACA
Messenger RNA from Phalaenopsis equestris, 1711 nucleotides. Its product is annotated as alcohol dehydrogenase 3-like. The transcript is spliced from 10 exons. Bases 230 to 1381 code for a protein of 383 amino acids. Gene Ontology annotation, biological process: formaldehyde catabolic process. Gene Ontology annotation, molecular function: zinc ion binding; S-(hydroxymethyl)glutathione dehydrogenase [NAD(P)+] activity. The record is from RefSeq and is a predicted model, not a curated record. Gene Ontology annotation, cellular component: cytosol. NCBI's taxonomy places the organism in Eukaryota, Viridiplantae, Streptophyta, Magnoliopsida, Asparagales, Orchidaceae.